This is a messenger RNA of Dama dama (fallow deer), 939 nucleotides long. Its product is annotated as olfactory receptor 2D2-like. Gene Ontology annotation, molecular function: G protein-coupled receptor activity; olfactory receptor activity. Gene Ontology annotation, cellular component: membrane. Lineage: Eukaryota; Metazoa; Chordata; Mammalia; Artiodactyla; Cervidae. The record is from RefSeq and is a predicted model, not a curated record. Gene Ontology annotation, biological process: G protein-coupled receptor signaling pathway. The coding region runs from base 1 to 939 and encodes 312 amino acids. The transcript has a single exon.
AUGCAGGAGCUCAACCAGUCCGCUGUGACAGAAUUCAUCCUGUUGGGCUUUGCCUCGAACCCCAGGACCAAUCCUCUGCUCUUCACCUUCUUUCUGGUCUUUUACCUGCUCAUCCUUGUGAGCAACAGCCUCCUCAUCACCCUCAUCCACCAGGACACACGCCUCCACACGCCCAUGUACUUCUUCAUCAGUGUCCUCUCCCUGUUGGACAUGUGCUACACCACCACGAUGGUGCCCCAGAUGCUCGUGCACAUUCUCAGCAAGAAGAGAGCCAUCUCUUUUGCUAGAUGUGUGGCCCAGAUGUACAUCUUCCUCCUCUUUGGGAUCACUGAGUCCUGGCUUUUCUCCAUCAUGUCUGUGGACAGGUACGUGGCCAUCUGCCACCCUCUCCAGUAUAAGGUCAUCAUGAGCCGCUGGGUGUGCCUUCUCAUGGUGGGCAUCUGUGCAGCCUAUGGUGUGGUGGGUGGCCUGACUGAUACCUUCUUUGCUAUGCACCUUCCCUACUGUGGCCCUAAUGAAGUUGACCACUACUUCUGUGAGAUCCCUGCAGUCCUGAAGCUGGCCUGUGCAGACACAUCCCUCAAUGACUUGGUGGACUUCAUCACAGGCUUCAAUGUCAUUGUGGUCCCACUCUCCCUGAUUGUCCUUGUCUAUGUCAACAUCUUUUUCACCAUCACGAAGAUCCGCUCAGCCCAGGGGCGGAUAAAGGCUUUCUCUACCUGUGCCUCCCACAUCACCGUGGUUACCAUGUUUGCUAUUCCAUGCAUCAUCACGUACAUGAGCCCUGGCUCUGAUUCUUUGUCAAAUAGUAGCAAGAAAAUGGCCCUUUUCUAUAACAUUGCCACAGCCUUCCUCAACCCUGUCAUCUACAGCCUGAGGAACAAGGAUGUGAAAAAUGCUUUCCUCAAACUGAUGGGAAGGGGCAGCACCCCAGGGUGA